This is a messenger RNA of Amphibalanus amphitrite, 927 nucleotides long. Its product is annotated as lymphocyte antigen 75-like. Bases 1 to 927 code for a protein of 308 amino acids. The record is from RefSeq and is a predicted model, not a curated record. Lineage: Eukaryota; Metazoa; Arthropoda; Thecostraca; Balanomorpha; Balanidae. The transcript has a single exon.
AUGAGGUGCCUUCUCGCUGUUUGCGCCGCUCUGGUGUCGCUCCUGGCGGCAGCCGCGGCCGAGGACUGUCCCGACGGGUUUGAGGAUCUCGGUCUGGGCGACAACCACUGCUACAUGUAUGCCAACGAGAGCAAUUCAUGGACACUGGCCUACACAGCCUGUCUGACCAGCGCCAACGGCACUGGCAACCUGCUGUCCCUCAGUGACGCCAACAGCUUCUACCCGCAGUACUAUAAAGUCACAGAGGCCGAACAGGACUACUGGACCGGCCUUCUGAACGUGGGCGGUGAGAAGAGCUGGGCCGACGGCACUCCCUAUGUCGGCUCCGAAAUCGACCAGUUCAUUGCUGAAGACGCCGGGAACGACUUGUACGGCUACAUGUCCGGCAAGGACGGCCUGUUCCGCUUCGACAACGCGAGCACGAGGCGUCCGUACAUCUGUUACGUGGACCUGACGGAGGCGCCGACGACCACGGCGCCGCCGCCGACGCAGCCGCCCUGCGAGGCCGGCUGGCUGCAGUACGGAGAGGUCUGCUACCUGUUCAGCGACGACCAGCAGUACUGGGGCUCGGCCGGACACGCGUGCCACCUGCAGGGCGCCGAGCUGAUCUCCAUCAACAACUCUCAGCUGCUGACCUUCCUGCUGCUCAGCGCCGACGACUCGAUCGUCUACUGGACCGGCCUGGAGAACCAGAAUGAGACGUACGUCUGGGAGGACGGCACGUCGGCCGAUAACGUGCCGGACGUGCUCGGUCCCUACCUGGACGACUGGGAGGAGGGGAGCGACUGCGUGGCGCUCAACGCGGGAGCGUACCCCGACCCGCCCCUGCAGCACCUCAACUGUCUUACCGAGCAGAACUACAUCUGCUACAAGCAGGCUAACUCUGACGAGCUCUUCGACAGUGGGGCCGGCAGCUACUGGCUGUAA